Lodderomyces beijingensis is the source of this 624-nucleotide messenger RNA. The record is from the annotation of a GenBank genome assembly. Lineage: Eukaryota; Fungi; Ascomycota; Pichiomycetes; Serinales; Debaryomycetaceae.
AUGGGCUCGCUUAUUGUAUGUAUCGCAGAUAGUUUCAUUGGAAAAAUGCGCUGGCUCAGGCUCCGAUAGAAGUUACUAACACUAUUCGUUUUCUUUUUUUCAUUGCUGUAGUCGAAACUAUUCAAAAACCGAGAAAUGAGGAUCCUCAUGUUGGGGCUAGAUAAUGCUGGCAAGACCACGAUUCUUUACAAGCUCAAAUUGGGAAAGACUUCCAAGACGGUGCCCACUGUGGGGUUCAACGUCGAGACAGUCAAGCACAAGAAUGUAUCCUUUGCCGUGUGGGACUGCGGUGGACAAGAGAGAAUCAGACCAUUGUGGAGGCAUUACUUCACCGGCACAAAUGCACUCAUCUAUGUCGUUGACUCGAGCGAUGAGAAGAGACUCGAGGAAUCGAAGCAGGAGCUUUAUAGAAUCAUAUCUGAUAAGGAGUUGAGCAACUGUCUUUUGGUGGUGUUGGCCAACAAGCAAGAUGUCGAAGGCGCUGUCAAGCCCAAGAAUUUGAUUGAAAAAUUUGACUUGAAUAAAUUGAGUGGUGACCAUACUUGGUCGGUUAUUCCAACUAUUGCCAUUGAUGGUACAGGUCUAGUGGAGACUUUGAACUGGAUCUCCUCACAUUCAAAGUAA